AUGACUGGCGACUCGAAUGGACGCCCGGCAAAUGUCCUAUUUGUCUGCCUGGGCAACAUCUGUCGUUCUCCGAUGGCAGAGGGUGUCUUCCGCAACUUCGCCGCAUCCCAUGCCUUAAUUGGAGAGAUCGACUCGGCCGGCACUGCCGCAUACCACAGACUUGAGCCUCCCGACCCCCGCACCAUGUCCACUCUGCGCCGCCACAAGAUCACCGAUUAUGACCAUGCCGCCCGUAAGGUGACCCGGGAGGACUUCCUCACCUUCGACUACCUCCUUGCCAUGGACAAGUCGAACUUGCGCGAGUUGUUGCAUGAGCGGGAGUCGGUCAUUGCGGCUUUGCAGCGCAAAUCUACUUCCAAGUCGGGGGCCAAAGGCACACGUUCGCAUGUCGACGCUGCGAUUGGCGAGUAUGGGGAGGAUGCGAAGGUUGCUGUGGUGCGGAUGUUUGGUGAUUUCGGUAAAGCUGGAACGCUGAAUGACCGCGUUGGUGGUGGAGAGGUCGUCCAAGACCCUUACUAUGGUGGUGCCAAUGGUUUCGAAGAGGUUUACCAGCAGGUCGUGCGAUUCUCUCAGAACUUCGUUGACUACCUGGAGCAAAACCCUCUCAGCUCUGAGUAA
Penicillium arizonense is the source of this 618-nucleotide messenger RNA. RefSeq names its product tyrosine protein phosphatase LTP1 (gene ltpA). Lineage: Eukaryota; Fungi; Ascomycota; Eurotiomycetes; Eurotiales; Aspergillaceae. The record is from RefSeq and is a predicted model, not a curated record. Gene Ontology annotation, molecular function: non-membrane spanning protein tyrosine phosphatase activity; acid phosphatase activity. Gene Ontology annotation, cellular component: cytoplasm. Gene Ontology annotation, biological process: protein dephosphorylation. The coding region runs from base 1 to 618 and encodes 205 amino acids. The transcript is spliced from 2 exons.